AUGUCUGAAAGCGACCAAGACGAUGAGCUUAAAAGAGCAAUUGCGCUUUCUCUCCAAGAAUCUGGGGUGGUGAGAGAUGAGGAUGUAAGUUAUGAAGGUACCAGAAAGAAGAAUGUCAUCGAUCUUGUUAGCAGCGAUGAGGAGGAUGAUUUGGACGCGCCGGUGGUUGCGAGGCCUGUUAGAUCGUUGCACAACCCCAUCGCGAAAACUAGCCGCGUGCAAGACUUAUCGAUAGCAGCUUCUAAGAAUCUGGAGAAAAAAGCUUUGAAUGAAGAACGUGGCCUGGAGCAAAAUGAUGAACCAGCAGCUAUCGAAAAGAUAUCCACAGUAGUUCAAUCGACUGCAGAAUCAGCAUCUGGCACAACCCUUGGCAUUCUGGGAAAGUUCGAUAGAAAGAAGAUGGAGGAGGAGAGAUUAGAAAGAGCAAGAAACAGAAAAGAACAAACGGAAGGCGGUGGAUCGUCUUCAGAACCUAGCCGCAAGAGAAAGGCGACCAGUCCUCUCGCUGAGCACGAAGCGCGAAGUGGGAAGCAAAAUGUUACAAAAUCGACGAUGCCUUCAUCAUCAGCACCUCGGACGAUAGGUGCAUCAAAUCCUGUUGCGCUUAGUUCAGGAUUCAAUUUAAACAAUCUACCGCAAACGCAAAAGCAACAGCCUUCAGAAUCAAGCCGGAUCAGCAACCUCAACCAGACACCCAAUAUUUUGUCCUACCGCAAUCAAGCGACAAAUCUUUCAGAGCUGGAACAUGCUGUUUUAUCAGCUUUCCAAAUUGAACCUGAUUGGAUUGGUGGGAAGAUGGAGGAGAGGACUAAAGUUGUUUGGGUUUUACAGGCGAAGGGAGAGGGAGAGAAAGCCAACAUUCGCUCGCAAGCUCCUAGCAACUACCAAUUUUGCUUUCCGUCCAUGGAGGGCAAUAUCAACUGUAUGCACUCAAAACUCAUGCUUCUUGCAUACAAAUCACAUCUUCGUAUUGUUGUACCGAGUGCGAAUCUCGUGCCUUACGAUUGGGGUGAAGCUGGAGGAGUUAUGGAAAAUAUCGUAUUUUUGAUUGACCUCCCUCGACAUCCUGGAGGCAAAUCGGCCACUCCGGAAACCUUCUUCGCGACGGAAUUACUCCAUUUCCUGAAGUCGAUGGGCCUGAAAAAGAGCAUUAUCGACAGCCUGGGCAGCUUCGAUUUCUCCAACACCACUGACUUGGCAUUUGUUCACUCCAUUGGAGGACCUCAUGACACGAAUGAUCUGAAAAGAACAGGUUAUUGCGGGUUAGGCAACGCAAUCACCAGACUCGGCAUUCAAACCGAUGGAGCACUGACCGUGGAUUUAAUCGCUGCUUCGAUUGGAAGCCUUACACUUAAUUUCAUCAAAGUGAUGUACAUGGCUUGUCACGGCGAUGAUGGUAUGACUGAAUACGAAUGGCGACAAAGCAAGACUCCCAAAAGCAAACCGCAGAAGAAGUCAGUUGCCGAGCGGAAUAUCUCAGAUGAGAUCAAGCAAUAUUUUCGGAUAUACUUUCCCACUCAUGAGACUGUCGCAAACAGCAAAGGUGGUGUAGGUGCUGGCGGUACCAUAUGUACGCAAUCACAAUGGUACGACAACGGGGUCUUCCCUAAGGAACUUAUGCGUGAUUGUCAGAGCACCAGGCCUGGUCUCUUAAUGCACAGCAAAAUGAUAUUCGUCCGGCCUCACAAGCCCACCAAAUCCGGCGUCAAGGCUUGGGCGUAUGUUGGCAGUGCGAAUUUAUCUGAAAGUGCCUGGGGCCAUCUCUCCAAGGAUCGAGUAACCAAACAACCCAAGCUCAACUGCCGGAAUUGGGAAUGUGGUGUUGUCUUUCCUGUCCGGGGCAGUGAGAUUGGCACCAAGCUCGAACACAAAGGACCGCCAGGUAUUGAAGUGUUCAAAGGCCAUAUACCGGUGCCUAUGAUCGUGCCAGGGGCUGAGUACGGAGACAAGAGACCUUGGUUCUUUAAGGAAGGAAGAUAG
This is a messenger RNA of Glarea lozoyensis ATCC 20868, 1980 nucleotides long. RefSeq names its product Phospholipase D/nuclease. The transcript has 9 exons. NCBI's taxonomy places the organism in Eukaryota, Fungi, Ascomycota, Leotiomycetes, Helotiales, Helotiaceae. The coding region runs from base 1 to 1980 and encodes 659 amino acids. Gene Ontology annotation, biological process: double-strand break repair; single strand break repair. Gene Ontology annotation, molecular function: double-stranded DNA binding; single-stranded DNA binding; 3'-tyrosyl-DNA phosphodiesterase activity. Gene Ontology annotation, cellular component: nucleus. The record is from RefSeq and is a predicted model, not a curated record.